Trichosporon asahii var. asahii CBS 2479 is the source of this 927-nucleotide messenger RNA. RefSeq lists its product as uncharacterized. The coding region runs from base 1 to 927 and encodes 308 amino acids. The transcript has a single exon. Lineage: Eukaryota; Fungi; Basidiomycota; Tremellomycetes; Trichosporonales; Trichosporonaceae. The record is from RefSeq and is a predicted model, not a curated record.
AUGUGUCUGAACAAACCCCAUCGCGCCAAGCGAAGCGUGCACCCCGCCUUCGCCAACGUCGACCCGGGUACGGUGUGGACCUUUUCUGGGUGGACUCCGGGCGACCGUCUGCCCACCCAAAUCAUCGGUUGGGAGAUCAACGCCGCCAGCGCUCUUCCCGCCAUGCGCUGGCUGAUGGCCGGUGCAGAGAUGCGCCAGACGUCUUCGGUGGCCUACCAGCAGUACCGCUUCUGUGCCCCCGAUACCGUUCCUCCCAACGUGCCGCUCCCCAUUGCUCGCCUGUUCCGGGCCCCCGCCAUGCCACCUGGCACUCCCAUCGUCUCCGUCAUGGACGCCUCGUACGUGCCGAACUCUCAACCUCCCGCCAUCCGCGCUCGUACACCUACUCCGCACUGUGGUGCGCUGUCGGGACUCUGGCCCAUCGAAGUGUACGACCCGGCCGCCGUCGACGUGACCGAUGCGCCCCGCAGUGUGACCGACGAAUGGUGGGGGACCGAAGACAACCCUCCCCGCUUCCGCGGCGACGAAGCGUACGUGCUCUUCCAUGCCGCCGUGCUGGAGACCACGAUCGUCUUCAACGCCCUCUGCAUGCUCCGCAACAAGGCAUUCAGCCGCAUGUCCGACGAAGCCUUGUCGGCUACCUUUGCGAAUCCCCUCGACCCUCUCGCCGACUGGCCCGACGCCGGGGGAUGGCCCCACAAUGAGAUCGCCGACCUCGUGACUGAGCAGAGUCGCCGCUGGCCCGCGUGUGAAGCUAUCAAGCUUGGCAUCCAGUGGCACGGGCAUCUGACCGGCACUCGCGCUAAUUGGAUGCUGGAGCGGCCCAUUCGCUUGAUGAUUGACCUCGCACAGUUUGAGAAGAGGCUGCUGGAGAUCCGCACGGUGAAGGGGGUCAUCAAAAGUGCGCUGGAUGCUCUCGCCGCGUGA